Nerophis ophidion (straightnose pipefish) is the source of this 2892-nucleotide messenger RNA. Its product is annotated as oocyte zinc finger protein XlCOF8.4-like. The record is from RefSeq and is a predicted model, not a curated record. Lineage: Eukaryota; Metazoa; Chordata; Actinopteri; Syngnathiformes; Syngnathidae. The coding region runs from base 748 to 1626 and encodes 292 amino acids. Gene Ontology annotation, biological process: regulation of transcription by RNA polymerase II. Gene Ontology annotation, molecular function: DNA-binding transcription factor activity; RNA polymerase II cis-regulatory region sequence-specific DNA binding. The transcript is spliced from 2 exons.
UGUUCUGCGGUUGAGAACACCUCGAUGACAUCACACAGGAGGUAGAACAAAACAAGACGUUGUAUUGGUUAUUAUGGUUACAGGUCUUAAUUACAACGUACAUGUGCACAUGUGUGUCGUUUAACAGAGUAAACGUCCUUAUUAAUUGUUUGUAUGCGGAUACAUUAGUCUGAGUGCACUUUGACGUGCUAGCCUAGCCUGCUGGUUAGCUUAGCUUGUUAGCUGCUAACAAAGAGAGGCGGAAGUGAUCGACACAUCAAAGCAGAGAUCCAAUGUAAGUGUAAAGUGUUUUUAUUGUGUGAAAAUGUCUACAUUACAAAUGAUGUGAGUGUUGCUGAAUCAGCGACUAACUGCUGCUGUUGAAGAAAUAUUUGUGAUGUUAGAAAAAAACAAAACGAUAGCAGAGUACAAGGAGGAACUUUGUCCAACAAAAGAGGAGAAGGAGCAACAACAUCAACUACUGGACGCUGUUUUCAAGAAACAUCAAGUUGUGUUACACAUCCAUCCGUCCAUCUUCUUCUGCUUAUCUGAGGUCGGGUUGCGGGGGCAGCAGCCUAAAAAGGGAAGCCCAGCCUUUCCUUUCCCCAGCCGCUUCCCGGGGGAUCCCGAGGCGUUCCCAGGCCAGCCAGUUUCUAACAUAAUAGUGAGAGUCCAGUCCAUAGUGGAGCCAGCCGGAGACCAUCCCGAUCGGAGACAGACGUCUGUGAAGAACAUCUUCACCCUGAGCAACAGAAGUGGAGCUUCAGGAUGCGAACGGAGGAGCCACAGCCCUCCCACAUUAAGAAGGAAGAGGAAUACCCACUUAUUCCCCAUUUUAAAGACAAAGAGAAGGACACGCUGACACCCCGAUAUAAAGAGGAAGAGGAGGAUCCACUGAGCCCUCAGAUUAAAGAGAAAGAGGAAGAGCACAGCAUCAGUCAGCAGGGAGAGCAUCUUGAAAGACUGGAGGCGGUUGAUGUCACCAAGAUGCCAGUGACUGGUGUCCCUGUGAAGAGUGAAGGAGAUGAGGUGAAAGGUGAAAGUGAGGAGAGGGGAGGGGGGGAGCCUCCAAGCAGCAGCUCAACACAACACAUGACAACAGAAGCUGAUGGAGACCACUGUGGAGGAUCACAAGCAGACAAGCUCUUAGCUCCACUAUCAGAUAGUGAGGACACAACGUCACACUCUCCUGACACUGAUGAUGAAGACUCUAAAGAUGAUAAGACAUGUCACACUGACAACACUCACUUCACAUCUUCUCACUCUCACAAAACAUUUAAAUUCCAUUGUCAUCUGAAAAGACACAUGAGAAUACACACUGGAGAAAAACCUUUUCCUUGCUCAGAAUGUGGUAGAGAUUUUAGACUAAAACAAAUGCUGAAAGAACACAUGAGAACACACACUGGAGAAAAACAUUUUUCAUGUUCAAUCUGCGGUAAAGAUUUUACUCAAAGGCCCCAUUUCAAAGGACACAUGAAAAUACACACUGGAGAAAAAACUUUUUCCUGCUCGGAAUGUGGUAAAAGUUUUGAAAGAAAUCAAAGUUUGAAAGUACGCAUGAGAACACACACACUGGUGAAAAACCUUUUUCAUGUUCAAUCUGCAGUAAAGAUUUUAAUCGAAGGGACAAUCUCACAGCGCACAUGAGAAUACACACUUGAGAAAAAACUAUUUCAUGUUCAAUAUGCGUUAAAGGUUUUACUCAAAGAUCCCAAUUCAAAACACACAUGAGAAUACACACUGGAGAAAAACCUUUUUCAUGUUCAAUCUGCGGUAAAGAUUUUACUCAAAGAUCCCAUUUCAAAGUACACAUGAGAAUACACACUGGAGAAAAACCUUUUUCCUGCUCAGAAUGUGGUAAAAGCUUUGUUAUAAAUCAUAGAUUUAAAGUACACAUGCUAACACACACUGGAGAAAAACCUUUUAUAUGUUCAGUAUGUGGUAAAAGUUAUAUAGAAAGACGACACUUAAAAUUACACAUGAUAAAGCACUCUGGUGAAAAACCAUACUCUCGUUCAAACUGCAACAAAAGCUUUCAUAAACGACAAGCUUGUACAGUACACAUGACAAGACACACAGGUGAGAAAGUGUUGAGUUGCAGUGUGUGUGGUGAAAGAUUGUCUUCUAAGUACCAGUGUAAGAAACACAAGUGUGCUGGUGAGAACAGCAGCAGCAAAUGAAACUGCAGGAUUUGAAAUAAAUUGUCAAGACUUUCAUUUUGAUUUUCUAACAACAUCAGCACAUAUAACAUGUGUGACAUCAUUGUUGUGUGUGUAACACAAUCUUGUUUAUAUGAUUCUAACGUUUAUAGAUUAGACACUUCAGAUUAGUGUGUUUAUUUCAGUCAAGUACAUGAGUUAAUAUACACGUUUGUGUACUUUGAAAUGAACAGAACAAUUUGACUGAAAAGGUGAGAAUAAACAGUACAUACAAUAUGUUGCACAUAAUAAAUAUUUUAAGUGUAGAUAUUCACAAUUCACUUUAAUACUUAUUCAUAAUAGUGUUUUAUAUGUUUUUUGAAAUAAUCACGUGUUACAUAUUUUGUUUUCUAAUUGUAGAUGAUUCCAUAGAUGAACUCCUUUAUAUGAUGUACAUAUUUGUUUUACAUGUGUUCAUACCUUUGCUUUUGAGUACACAUAAAUCCCUCUUAGUUCAUAUUUACUGGUUCACAUCUGAAACAUCUUCUGGACCACUUCUGGAAGCAUAUUAUUAUUUACUUUAUACAUCAUUUGAACAGUUGUCUUUUAUACAAUUUUAAAAUGUGUGACUUUAUGAAUCAUUUGUUGGGUAUCUGUAAUCCAUUUUAUGAAUAGUCUUUACUACUCUCUUGUGUAAUAUGAUGAUUGUUGUGUGAUUGUUUUAUAUGUAUGUCCCCAGACCGUUAUGCAAUAAACAAUGUAUGCUUCCACUAAA